This is a messenger RNA of Gadus macrocephalus (Pacific cod), 6560 nucleotides long. Its product is annotated as ribosome-binding protein 1. Lineage: Eukaryota; Metazoa; Chordata; Actinopteri; Gadiformes; Gadidae. The transcript has 7 exons. The coding region runs from base 1320 to 4214 and encodes 964 amino acids. The record is from RefSeq and is a predicted model, not a curated record.
AACGACCUGUAUCUGUACUGUCUAACCCCUACCUGCUCCUCAAUGACCUGGCUAUGUACUGUCUAACCCCUACCUGCUCCUCAAUGACCUGGCUAUGUACUGUCUAACCCCUCCUAAUGACCUGUAUCUGUACUGUCUAACCCCUACCUGCUCCUCAAUGACCUGUAUCUGUACUGUCUAACCCCUACCUGCUCCUCAAUGACCUGGCUAUGUACUGUCUAACCCCUACCUGCUCCCAAUGACCUAUCUCUGUACUGUCUAACCCCUCCUAACGACCUGUAUCUGUACUGUCUAACCCCUACCUGCUGUCUCUGAAUUGACUCUUGAUUGAUCUUCUACUAAAUUAGGUGAUAGUUGAUAGAGUGUGAAUAAUGAACAAUAGUCUGGUUGAGGUGCAUUGUAUUCUGACACUUUUUCAGAAGGGCCUGUCAAUCAAAUUAUGUCAGAACUUUCCACUCUAUUGGAAACUGUAAUCUGUCAGCACGCAAAUGUUUGUGUGUGUGUGUGUGUGUGUGUGUGUGUGUGUGUGUGUGUGUGUGUGUGUGUGUGUGUGUGUGUGUGUGUGUGUGUGUGUGUGUGUGUGUGUGUGUGUGUGUGUGUGUGUGUGUGUGUGUGUGUCUGUGUGUGAGGGUGCACUUCCUGAUGUGACCUUGUAUCUAAUCUUUUGUUGUCACAGGACAAACAACACAAUUGUAGGAUCAAGUCUGAGAGGAGAAUCUGAGGCCUGAAUUACUGUGGUUUAGUUUUUUUUACUAACUAGUCUGUACUAAUAAUAGGAUAUCGUUUAACUUAACUAAUACUAGGAUAUAUCGUUUAACUUUACUCAUACUCUGAAAUCGUUUUACUUUUCUUUAACAUGAUAUAGUUUUAUUUACUCAUUCAUAUAUGUUAGGGUUAGGACUUAUCACCUGAUCUCCCAGCGGGACGUCAACUACAGGUGCGAGGAACGGGCGAGAGAGAGAGAGAGAGAGAGAGAGAGAGAGAGAGAGAGAGAGAGAGAGAGAGAGAGAGAGAGAGAGGGAGGGGGAGGAAAACACAGAGAGAGCGAGAGAGAGAGAGAGACAGAGAGAUGUUCUGUGGAUUCUGUGUCAAUACAUUAUUUCCAUCUGCUCCAAUUCACGGGGAAGGGAUCUGAUCGAUACAAGCGACCUCUCUCUGAAUCACAUGCACGCACGCACGCACGCACACACACACACACACACACACACACACACACACACACACACACACACACACACACACACACACACACACACACACACACACACACACACACACACACACGCACAAACACGCACACAUACGCGAGCUGUCUCUGUAUGCGUCCCUCCUCGCGCCGGCGGGCGGCGGCUUGGUUGCUCGCGUUGCCGGCGGGAAGCGGAGGAGAGCGGUGCGCGCGACGCGGGCGGCUGGAGAUGAUCUCUUUCUGGCUGCUGUGCUGGAAGCUGCUGAGAGCCACCGCAGGACUCAGGAGGAACGCUGGCGAACUGACAGACGGUAACCAGGACGACGGUAACCAGGACGACGAAAACCAGGACAACGAUUACCCCAGCAACAGCCUUGCUGUCAACGGAUCUCCUCCUCCUACAAACUCUUCAGAGCCUGUCGCCAUGGAGACCAUGGCAUCCUCCCCACCACCUACACCAGAGACAGAAACACACACGCUGAUUGGCUGUUUCCCAGAAGGCGGAGGGGCACAGGAAAUGAUGAGUGAUGAGAAGGAGGGCGGAAGGGAGGGAGAAGGAGAGGGGGAGAAGGGGGAGGAAGAAGAGGUUCAGCAGGUAGAGAAGGUGGAUGAAGAGGAGGGGGUGGAGAGAGAAGUAGUGAUGGAAGGAGAGAUGAAAGGAAGUGUAGAGGAGGAGGAGAAUGGAGGGACGGGAGAGGGGAAUGAGGGAGGAGGAGCCGAGGAGGGAGUCCAAGGAGAUGAGGAGGUGUUCGCCUCAGGUCCCUCCCAGCUGCUCCUGUCAGCCAUGUUGGGGCGGAGCCAGGACCAGGGAGAUGAUCCUAGCCAUGGUGACCCUUGCCACGCCCAUCAUAGGGUCCUCCCCCUUGACGAAUGUCAUCCUGGCGAUAGCGGUCAACCUAAUGACGGUCUCCCUAGCAACGGUGGUCCCCCUAGCAACGGUGGUCCCCCUAGCAACGGCGGUCACCCUAGCAACGGUGGUCAGCCUAGCAAUGGCGGUCACCCUAGCGACGGUCACCAUACUGAUGGUCACCCUAGCAACGGUCACCCUAGCGACGGUCACCCUAGUGACGGUUACCCUAGCGACAGUCACGCUAGCAAUGAUACCCCUAGUCACGACGGUCCCCCUAACGAUGGCCCCCCUGGCGACGGUCACCUUAGCGACGGUCACCCUAAUGACGGUCAUCCUAAUGACGGUCACCCUAGCGAUGGUCACCCUAGCGACGGUCACUCUAGAAAUGGCGUUCACCCUAGAGAUGGUCCCCCUAGUGACGGUCACCCUAGAGACGGUCACCCUAGUGAUGGUCCCACUAGUGUCGGUCACCAAGCAGAGUUAGCUCCUCCCCAGGAUGACGGUCACCUUAGCGACAGUCAGCUUAGCGACUGCCUGCAGGCGGAGCUGGCUAUGGUGACAUCAGACAGCGACACAGGGGAGGACCAAUGGGAGUCCUCCGCUCCACAUGACAUCAUAGACCAGGAUGUAGGGGUCGUCUGCAGCUCAGAGAGGGAGGAGGGAGAAGGAGAAGAGGAGGAGAGAGGGAGCGAGGGGAGGAGAACUCAGAGGGAAGGAGGGAGUAUGGACAGGGGGGAAGAGAAGGAAAAGGAGGCUGGAAUACAGGAGCCAAGCGAGGAGAUGGAGGAGGAGAGGAGAGGAGGCAGGGAGCAGCAGGAGGUGCAGAGGAGGCAAGCGAGAGAUGUCCUCCUCCGCUCUCCCUCCGUUAGCUCCUCUGCUAGCUCCACCGACACAGACAGGAAGCUCCCUGCAGACUUCUGUGUCCUCCAGGAGUCGAACAGCGAGAAUGUCUUCACUGAGCACCUGGACUUCCUGUUGGCACGGCAACAGUGGAGGAAGAUGGAGGAGGAGGUCAAAGGCAAGCCCCUCCCCCAACCAAGUGGGAGGAGUCAAGGAAGUGUCCAGGGGACACACAGCUCGCUAUACCCGCCCACACGCAGUCCCCACAUCCAACGCAGGGCGGGCCCCCAGCCGGCCUCCAAGGAGCCCCCCGUCUCCUCCAGGGAGACCCCCGUCUCCUGCAGCCUCUCCCCAAGCUCGGAGGACUCCGGGAUGGAUGGGAUGGAUGACCCGCCGCCCCGUGGGCCCCCGGAGGAGCCGGAGAGCGCGGUGGAGCGGGAGAUCCGCCUGACGCUGGACCGAGAGGAGCGCCACCGCAGGGAGCGGGGACGGCUGGCCCAGGGCCCCGCGGCCCCCCGACCAAUCAGUCUUCAGACCGGGCGAUCGCCCCCCCGCCCCCCAGCCUGCCGCACCCCCAACCUCGCCAUCUCCCCCAUGCCCGCCCCCCUCCCCUUCUCCCCCACAACCGCCCCCCUCCCCUUCUCCGUCUCCCCCGCCCCCCUCCCCUUCUCUGUCUCCCCCGCCCCCCUCCCCUUCUCCGUCUCCCCCUCCUCCCUCCAGCGCUCCAUCUGCCACGAGUUGACCGCCAACAACGUCAUCAUCCUGGAGCCAGACUCCGCCCACUCCAGGUCCCGCCUCCUCUCCCCGGGGGGCUUCAGCGAUUGGUCGCUGAGGCCCUCUACCGACGUCAUCGUCGUGGAAACGGCUAACCUCAUCAUCCGCAGCGCCUCCGAGUUCUGCCUCAGCUCCAUCCCCGUCGCUACGGAGACCCAGGAGUCCACCUUCUCCUCCAACCCCUUCUUCAAGCUGCGCUCCCUCAGCAGCCAGUCGCUGGUGGAGCAGGAGAUACGGCUGGUGAGGCAGCGGGAGGAGGAGUGGAGGAGGAGGAGAGGAGGAGGAGGAGGAGGAGGGGAGUGGAGGGGAGGGAGGGAGAAGGAGAGGUUUGACACGGUGCUGGUGUCCCCCGGGCUGAACGACAACAUCACCUUCAACGUGAUAGAGGUUCCAGACAGAUGUGUCUCUUCUCCAUCCUCCCCCUCCAGAACCCGCAAAAUGGAACGGUCCAGCAUGUCUUGUGACCACAAGUUCCCCCCUGCCCUGUCUACAUUGCCACGGCGACAGAAUGCCAUGGCACAGCGAUGGGAGGCCAACCUGUUAGCCAAUCAGAAAAAGGAAUGAACCUGGAGGGCCAAUAGGAAGCAAAGGGAGGAGCCAGAGGGAGGAGCCAGAGGGAGGAGCCUGCUCUUGUCCUCUGAGCCUCGGUUUGGAAGAGAGAAAAGAUUUGUUGAAUGCAAUGAGGCCACAAACCAGAACCCAGAAACACAGGUUUAUUUAGGUACUUUAGCUCGGAGAUGGCAAUCUGGAAGACCUCCGCCCCUCUGGCACCCCCUGUGGUGACAGAAAGCAGCACCCCGCUACGGGUUGGCUGCGGUGGCUCCGCCCCACAUCUCUGGACCAACCGCUGCCGGGCGGCGGGAUCACUUGGCUGACAUGGCCACCUGUGAUCUGAGGCAGGAAGCCCCGCCCCCCACAAGCUCAUCACCGUGGUAACACUCCCUUCUAGAGAGACACUUAACACACGUUCACUUAAACUACAUUCCUUGGAGGUCUUCCAGAUUGCCACUUAAAGUCUUGGGCUUUUGGUAUUAAAAAUGGCUUUACAGUGUCUAUGAAACUAACCUUAACUCUCUCCCACCUCCCACUUACCUUAACUCUCUCCCACCAUCACACUUACCUUAACUCCAACCCUCACACUUACCUUAACUCUCUCAACCCCUCACACUUACCUGAACUCCCUCCCACCCUUACACAUACCUUAACUCUCUCCACCCCUCACACUUACCUGAACUCCCUCCCACCCUCACACUUACCUUAACUCCCUCCCACCCUCACACUUAACUGAACUCCCUCCCACCCUGUCCAAGGGGCUGACCCAGUACUUAAGUCUCGACCCUAAAGGCUUUUUUUCUAAGGAGACGUAUAGGGGCCAUUUUGUUUUAAUCACAACUUAUAGAGCACGUCUCUAAGGGGACGUAUAGGGCCCAUUUUGUUUUAAUCACACCUUAUAGCACGUCUGUUAUGGCGCGUUUCCACUGCAGGGUGCGGAACGGAUCGGAUCGCAAAGGUGCGGGUCGGGUCGCGUUUCCACCGCCAAAAGUGGGCGUGACCCGGACUUUGCCGUACCCGUUCCGGCCCCGUUCUCGGGACUCCUCCGUUGGGGUACCGCAAACGAGACGAGACGCCUGAAAGGGUCCCGUGAAAUUCUAGCUACACCCCCCCCUCCGUUGAUUGGUCAACAGAAUCGUCACUUCCGGGUGACGCGGGGAUAAAAACAAACGAACAGUAGCCUCGAGGUAUUAUUCUUUACAAUUAACUUGUCGCGUAAAAUGCUUGCUUGGGCGAACAAGGAGGUGGAGACGUUCGUCUGCAUUCUUGGGGAGGAAGACGUUUUUUACGAUGUUUACGUAGCUGCCGCGGCGAUCGACAUCCGGCCUACCACAAAGGGUACUGUCGGCAGUGGAAACGCGACCUCGGAACUGAGCUGGGCUAUACCGCCCCCUCCCUACCGCACCUUUGCGAUCCGAUCCGUUCCGCACCCUGCAGUGGAAACGCGGCAUAAGGGGACGUAUAUGGGGCCACUUUGGCCUGUUGUGUCCGGGUAUUUUUGUACAUCCAUGACAUGAGUGAUCAUAUAAACGAUGACGUAUUGAGUGUAAAUAGCUGCUAAGGUUGGACUGAUUAAGAAAAAGACACUCACUUAAUAUGGGCUGUACCAUUUCCAAUUAAUAACCUUCAGAUUAAUAACUUAAUCCUGAUGAUUAUUUCUGUCUGGACUACUUCUUUGUACCCGGAAGUCAUUCCUGUUGUAAAAGGAUUUAAAUGAGCCAUAAACGUACGUUAACAUCAACGUACACUAAUAGGUCCUGGGUCUCGCUGUCAAUUUUGGUGAGGAGGUGUGUCCUGGGGAAGGAAUCUGUUGGGUUUCCUCUGGCUUUUGCUUUUCCAAGUACAAGUCAAUCAAAUGUAAUCUUAUUUGCUUUGCUCUAGUUUUCUGUGGUUGUUUUUUGUCCUUAAAAUCAAAUGGAGCAUUCCCAAGUAAAUACUUGAUUGUCUUUUUAAGAUUUAUAUAUAUUUUUAUGUCCUGCCUUGAAGAGAUUUUAUGGAGCUGUACAUGGAGGAAGUUAUGAUGAUAUAUUAAGCAAAGAUACAUAAACUCUAAUAUUCAUAUUGACGUAUACAAUCAAAGAAACGUACAUAUUGUUUAAGUCAUAUAUUUAACAGUACAACUUUAUUUAAACUGCAUCCAGCCAUGUUUAUCAGCAGGUGACAGGUUUAAUGAACUUUAGUUUAUGUUAAUGUCACACGUCUCCUGCUGCUGGUCUUAUGCUGAUCUUCAGCUUAGGACCAUGCUGAAGAGGCUCUUCACACCUGAUCUCUGCUCCUGUUCGCCUGGGAUUUCUGUCUACAUUUUUGAUGUCAAGUUUUGUUUCAACACAAAUUAAAGACUAUUGACUGAGUUAUAUA